CAUCAAACCAAUUGCACUUGAAGUAAUACAACAGUGCAGUUCACACAUCCUCUGUGGCGCAGUACUAAUCCUACACGUGCUACCCACCUUCACGCUGUACCUGUGGCACUGUACCCAUCACUUCGGUCUUCUCAGGCCCACAUCCUAUACACCUAUCCACUUCUCCAUCUCACUCCUCACCAUGCCCGCCACAACACGCACCCUCGAGACCAUGAUCCUGCAAGCGCACCGCGCAAAGGGCAUCCGGUACCCGACCUCCUCCCAGAAGCAAUCUUUCAAGACCUGGUACUCGUACGCGCUGCGGCGGGGCGGGGCCGGGAAUGUAGAAGCAAAAGGCUUGCGCGAGUAUGGCAGGCAGGCGAGGGACCUCACGCCGAGCGGGAGGACGUAUAUGUAGACGUGUAAGGGGGAACAUGCAAGAUUGUGUACGGCUCGUGUUGAGCGCGGGGACCAUUCAAGAUGUAGCAUUGGCGCAGGCGUUUAGGGCUUGUUCGGCAUGACUUUGACACUGGAGGUUUGGGUAUCCACAAAGAUUGAGAUGUCUCCAGUGAACCAAAUGUACUAAGAUGAUUCGAUGCCUGUAUGAUGACGACGCUGCCUCGCACC
This is a messenger RNA of Paraphaeosphaeria sporulosa, 606 nucleotides long. RefSeq lists its product as uncharacterized. The coding region runs from base 182 to 397 and encodes 71 amino acids. The transcript has 2 exons. Lineage: Eukaryota; Fungi; Ascomycota; Dothideomycetes; Pleosporales; Didymosphaeriaceae. The record is from RefSeq and is a predicted model, not a curated record.